CCGUAAUCCGUAUUCCUUAAAAUGCCAAAAAAACUGAAAAAUUAGAGUUCUUUCCGUUUAAAAUUUUCAAGUAAAAUUAUUACUAAAAUCGGCUUGUUUUCUUCUUCAAAAGCUCCCUUGAAGCAGAGAAUUGUAUAUAGUUCGAUACAUUGAAGUGAAGAAUCGUGCUCUGUAUCGGUAUGAUCUACUAUUGUCUGCAUUCAUCGUGACUGGUAUGAUGCUUGACUCAGUAUGUACUUAUUUGCAGUGAAUUUUUGGCUUUUUGUGGAUUAUUUAGUGAAGUUGAGAUCAUUGAACCGAUUUUUCUCGUUAAGCUGAUGCAUCUCGUUAUCGAUGGCGUCGAUCCGGAGAACUCUCCCGCCAUUUCCCGAGCGGCAUUAUCCGAACGGAGGGAAUUCGUUACCUCUCGACGUUCAUUCGCCAUCUCACAAGCUUCUGUCUAGCGGCAAAAGCUCAUCUCUGUUGUCUGCAUUUGGAUUUGCAGUCGGUAACUUACUCCGUGGGGUGCGGUAUUCGAAGAAAGUUUUUUCAUGGAGGAAAUCGCUUUAUAGGUGUUUGAUUUUCUUCUUUCUAGGAUUUUUAAUAGGCAUAAUACCUUUUGGUGAUCUUGAAGAUGUGAACAGCAGCAAUUAUUCCUCAAUUGAAGUGAAACCUCCCCCAACAAAUGGUGAGAGGGAGUUGAAGGAUACAGUAAUAAUGCCUAGACCUAAAUCCGCCGUUGAUACUUCUCUAGUACAAGUACACAAGAAGAUUGAAGUGCAUGCAAGGUUUGAUGUUAUUCCGCAGAAACAAUUGAUUGUUGUAACUCCUACAUAUCCCAGGGCAAUGCAAACAUAUGAUUUGAGUAGAUUGGGGCACGUUCUGAGGCUCGUGCAGCCGCCAUUGCUAUGGAUUGUGGUUGAGAUGAAUGCGGCUUCAUCAGAGACCGCGGAGAUUUUGAGGGAGACCGGUGUUGUGUAUAGACAUCUUGUGUGCUCCAAGGAAAUGGCAGAUAUAAAGGACCGGGGUGUUCAUCAGAGGAACACUGCAUUGGAGCACAUUGAACGCCAUAGGCUUGAUGGAAUCGUUUACUUUGCAGAUGAUGACAAUAUCUAUUCACUUGAGUUGUUUAAGAACAUUAGGAAUAUCAGUCGUUUUGGCACUUGGCCUGUAGCUAUGCUGGCACAAAGCAAAAACAAAGCAAUACUGGAAGGUCCUAUCUGUAAUGGAAGCCGAGUUAUCGGAUGGCACACAAAUGAGAAGAGUAAACAACUUAGAAGAUUUCAUGUUGAUAUGUCUGGCUUUGCCUUUAAUAGUACUAUGCUAUGGGAUCCAAAAAGAUGGCAUCGGCCUACUGCCAGUCCAAUUCGGCAAUUAGACACUGUGAAAGAAGGUUUUCAGGAGACCACCUUCAUAGAACAACUUGUAGGAGAUGAAAGUCAAAUGGAAGGAGUACCUUCUGGUUGUUCAAGGGUACUGAAUUGGCACCUCCAUUUGGAAGGUCGUAAACUUGUUUACCCAAAAGGCUGGUUGAUUCUAAAGAACCUUCAUGUAACUUUACCUGCCAUGUGAUGGGAUCUGAACCAGAUGCUAAGAAGACCAAGUUGAGGUGCAUGCAACAUCUCAUUUUUGCUUCCACUCUUAUAUAAACCUAUUCCCUUUUUCCAGAGAUAAUUAAAUCUCACUUAUCACCCUAACCUCACACAUAGUAGACUUGAGGGAAUUGAAGGAUUAAAUGAUGAAGCUUUUUCCACAAUAAUUCUUAGAACUGAACAUGCCAAGUGCAUUUGAAAUAUAAAUUUAGCUCUCUUAUUCUCCUUGCUAUCUAUAAAUAUGUCGGUGUGUUUUCA
This is a messenger RNA of Ipomoea nil (Japanese morning glory), 1829 nucleotides long. RefSeq names its product probable beta-1,4-xylosyltransferase IRX9H. Gene Ontology annotation, cellular component: Golgi membrane. The record is from RefSeq and is a predicted model, not a curated record. NCBI's taxonomy places the organism in Eukaryota, Viridiplantae, Streptophyta, Magnoliopsida, Solanales, Convolvulaceae. Gene Ontology annotation, biological process: glucuronoxylan biosynthetic process; plant-type secondary cell wall biogenesis. The transcript is spliced from 3 exons. The coding region runs from base 334 to 1551 and encodes 405 amino acids. Gene Ontology annotation, molecular function: galactosylgalactosylxylosylprotein 3-beta-glucuronosyltransferase activity; xylosyltransferase activity.